Messenger RNA from Chlorella variabilis, 1281 nucleotides. RefSeq lists its product as hypothetical. The record is from RefSeq and is a predicted model, not a curated record. The coding region runs from base 1 to 1281 and encodes 426 amino acids. NCBI's taxonomy places the organism in Eukaryota, Viridiplantae, Chlorophyta, Trebouxiophyceae, Chlorellales, Chlorellaceae. The transcript has 8 exons. Gene Ontology annotation, molecular function: protein kinase activity; ATP binding. Gene Ontology annotation, biological process: protein phosphorylation.
AUGGGCAACUGCGUCUCCAGCAAGCAGAGGGUCCUGGAACAGCCUCAGUGGGACGCCAACAGCAGCUCCACGAAGCUGGGCGGCAGCAGCGGCAAGUCUGACGGCGGGUACAGCGAGGGCUACAGCCCGCCCACCCACGCGACGUCCCGCGCCGGCCCGCCGCCGCCGCGCCACCUCCCCAAGCCCCCGCCGGGACGCAACUGCUUCUCACUUGACCUGCAGCGCCCGCCCCCGCCCCCGCAUGCCCGCGCCAGCCAGGACGGGCGCCCCGGCGUGGGCUACAGCUGCGAGCCAUGCAGCAGCGGCGCGGCAGACGUGCCGCGGUGCACGGUGGGCGCCGCCGACGUGGCAGCCCUGCUGCGCGAGGUGCACGUGGGAAGCCGCACCGGCCAGUGCGGGCGCUCGCCCCUGUACACGGGCGUGUGGCGCCAGCGCCGCGUCUCCAUUAUGGUCAGCGAGCAUCUGGUGUCAACAGAUGAUGAUGUGCGGCGGCUGCAGGCGCAGGCCGCGGCCGCCGCCAACAGCCCCGCGCUGGAGCACCCAAACCUGGUGCAGGUGCUGGCCUCGGCGGUACAGGUGUCCCUCGCGGAGGGCGCAGACGCCUGCGGCGACGGCGGCGGCGGCGAGGAGUGGCCGCGCAGGGUGGUGGACGUGUGGGCUGUCAUGGAGCACUGCAAGCAGGGCAGCCUGGAAGCCGCCAUCGGCCACGACUGCCUCAAGCAGUGGCCGGCUCGCGACGCGCCGCCCAACCUGCGCCACAUCCUGCUGACCGCGCGGGACAUUGCAUCCGCGCUGGCCCACCUCCACCGCCACGGCAUGGUGCAGGGGCAGCUGGACUCCAGCUGCGUGCACCUGGGUGGCGCCGUGGGGGGCGACCCGCGCUGCUUCCAGGCCAAGGUCAGCACCGCCUGCCACUUCUGCUUCGACCGAGACCCAUUCGGCUCCGACACGCUGGCCUGGGAGGCGAUGCCGGCGUGCGCCCCCGAGGUCCUGAUGAAUGGCGAGCGCCACAGCCCCGCCACCAACGCCUGGUCUUUCGGCGUCAUUCUGUGGGAGAUGCUCACCGGGACGCUCGCGAGCAACAAGAUCUGCUUCUCGCAGAUGAUGAGGACAAUGCUCGCCAAGCGGGACAUGCUGCCGCCGCUGCCGGCCUCCUGUCCGCGCGAGCUGCAAGCCCUGGUCAGCGCUUGCCUCGGCCCUGACCCUGUCGCUCGACCCAGCUUCCCUGCCAUCCUGGCGCAGCUGGAGGCCUUGCAGGCGGGCCUGGUGGCUGCGCAGUAA